AUGUACUUUGGUUCAAAGAAAUGUAGCAAUAAAAUGAAACGACAAUGCUGUAAUAAUUCCUUUUCUAAAUUUAUAUUAUUCUCAAUGAGCUGGGAUACAAUUGGAUGCUUUUUUUUGAUUGAUGGAAAUUUGAACCAAUCAGCGUCUUACAUCUCAUCCAUUGUAGCUCGGAUUGACCAAUCAUCGUGCGCGCUUGGGGAGGGGUUUUGUUUGUUUUGGUCCCGCCUCUCUCAUGGACACCCUGCCUCAAAGAGACAGAGAGAGGAGCAUAAAUACAUCUCAGGCGUGUUUCAUUUCCAGUUUGUUUUCUGCUCUGAUUUUAUCCUCUUGUGUUAUUUAACUCUCAUGGCUGGUUUUGUGUCUCGUCUCUUCUUCCUGUGUGUGUUCUUGGCUGUGGUUUGGAGCUCUGUCCUGGCUGGGCGCAGUGAUGUGAUGGAGCUGAAGGACUUGGAUUUUGACUACACAGCCGCCGAGCAGGAGACCAUGCUGGUUAAAUUUUAUGCUCCCUGGUGUGGCCACUGCAAGAAACUCGCUCCUGAGUUUGAAGCUGCUGCUAGAAGACUUAAAGGCAUUGCAACUUUAGCCAAGGUGGACUGUACGUCAAACACCGAGGUUUGUGGGCGAUUCGGGGUCACCGGAUACCCUACUCUUAAAAUAUUUAAGAACGGAGCGGAAACAUCGACAUAUGAUGGGCCUCGUUCAACAGAUGGAAUCGUGGACUACAUGAAAAAGCAGGCGGGUCCCGACUCCAUACUGCUGAACGCUGAAAAAGACCUGGAGGACUUCAUCAACCACUUUGAUCCGAGUGUAAUCGGAGUGUUUGAGAGCAGCGACAGUCCUCAGCUGGCGGAGUUUCUCAAAGGAGCCAGUCUAAUGAGGGACAGCUUCCGCUUCGCUCAUACCAUCGACCUGCAGCUCGGCCUCAAACACGACCUCACGACAGAGGGUAUCCUGUUAUUCAGGCCUCCCAGGUUGGCCAGUAAGUUUGAGGACAGCGUGGUACUGCACAGAGGCCCGUUUUCCAUCACUGGUUUACGGCGCUUCAUCAGGGACAACAUUUAUGGAAUCUGCCCACAUCUUACCAAAGAAAAUAAAGAUCAGCUGGGGAAGAGAGACCUGCUGACAGCGUAUUAUGACCUGGAUUAUCUACACAACCCCAAAGGCUCCAACUACUGGAGAAACAGAGUAUUAAAGGUGGCAUCUCAGUACAAGGAUCACGGCCUGCACUACUCCGUGGCUAACCGGCAAGACUUUAUGGACGCGCUUGAAGAAGAGUACGGUCUGGGUACAACAGAAGGAAGUGACGUGCCGUUUGUGACCAUCAGGACCCGAUUGGGACACAAAUACACCAUGCAUGAAGAGUUCACGCGGGAUGGAAAGUCUUUAGAAAGGUUUUUGGAGGAUUAUUUCGCUGGCAGACUGAAGCGUUACAUAAAAUCAGAGCCUGUACCCAGUAACAACAACGGACCAGUCAAGGUGGUUGUUGCAGACACGUUUGAGGAGAUUGUGAAUAAUCCAGAGAAAGAUGUACUGAUUGAGUUUUAUGCUCCAUGGUGCGGCCACUGCAAGAAACUCGAACCGAAAUAUGCCGAACUUGGACAGGAGCUUUUCAACGACCCCAACAUUGUGAUUGCAAAAAUGGACGCCACUGUGAACGACGUCCCACAAGGCUAUGAUGUAGAAGGAUUUCCCACAAUAUAUUUUGUUCCUGCUUUGAGGAAGGAUGAACCAAGACGAUAUGAGGGGGGCCGUGACGUGAAGGACUUCCUCAGCUUCUUGAAACGGGAAGCGACCAACCCCUUGGUGCUUAAGGGAGCGAAGGAAGAAUUGUGAUGCAUCAUGAAUGCAAAGGGGAAUGCUGGGAAAUGGGGUUUGUUUUAUCCGCUUCAUUUGUCUUGUGUUAUUAUGAAGGUCACACGGGUCCUCCAGAGGUUCAUAUCUUUUCAGAAAGACGGGCAACAUCUAAUACAAUCUGUAAUGAUGGCGUAGAUGGUGACAAGAGACACAUGGGAAUCACCAAAGUGUUGUAUUUCAUAUUUAAAGAAUAACAAAAAGUGAUGGGAGCAACUCAACUCAUAAAUGUGUGGUGUCCUGGGAAUAUGGAGCCCCCUAAGGGUCAUAGUGGGGAUUUUUUUUUCUCUUAAAGGGGAACUGAAGUCAUUUUUAAACUUGCUUUAUUUCUUAAUUAACGUGUUAUUAACCCCGCCGACAGUAGUCGGAGGGGUUAUUAUUUUCACCUGCGUCAGUCUGUGUGUGUGUGUAUCUGUCUGUCUGUGUGUCUGCAAGAUAUCUCAAGAACCAAUGGAUCGAGUUGGACCAAAUUUUGUACAUGUGUUGCCAAUCACCCAGGAAGGAAACCAUUAAAUUUUGGAGGUCAAAGGUCAAGGUCAUGGCAGAACUUCGAAAUUUUCGUCCAAUGUAUUUUAAUAGGGAAAAGGCGGGGUUUGCACUCGUUAGAGUGUCCCUGUCUAGUUCAAUUAUAUUUUCAGUUUUAGUAACCUUAUAUCGUGACUCGUAUUGGCAACUAAUUGCAAUUAAAUAUUAUACUUAUCGGCCUAUUCGGUUUUUAGCCGUGUUGAAUUUAGUUCGUUUGGUCUACGGCAGGCGUCGCUUAUCCGCGCGAUCUUCACGAGACUUGCGCGAGACUUCGAAACGUGAAGUGUCAGCCAGGUGUCGGUGCUGCAAUUUUGAAAACUGUUUUCCAAACACAAAAAUGAGUUUAAAUGACGAUUACUGCCUACUUUUUUUUUUUUCAAACUUUCCUGAUUGCUAUCAAACCAAACAAAACUUCCGGCUUGAUUACAUCAACAUUCGAAAGAGGGUGCGUGCGUCUUUUGACAACCCCUCCCUGUGUCCGAAAUCGCUCCCUACUCACUAUAUAGGGCACUAGUCCUCAUCUCAUCUCAUUAUCUCUAGCCGCUUUAUCCUUCUACAGGGUC
This is a messenger RNA of Neoarius graeffei (lesser salmon catfish), 2939 nucleotides long. It is a transcript of the gene pdia8, whose product is annotated as protein disulfide isomerase family A, member 8. Gene Ontology annotation, molecular function: protein disulfide isomerase activity. The transcript has 13 exons. NCBI's taxonomy places the organism in Eukaryota, Metazoa, Chordata, Actinopteri, Siluriformes, Ariidae. Gene Ontology annotation, cellular component: cell surface; endoplasmic reticulum. Gene Ontology annotation, biological process: response to endoplasmic reticulum stress; protein folding. The record is from RefSeq and is a predicted model, not a curated record. The coding region runs from base 1 to 1833 and encodes 610 amino acids.